Messenger RNA from Erpetoichthys calabaricus (reedfish), 2668 nucleotides. It is a transcript of the gene sxph, whose product is annotated as saxiphilin. The record is from RefSeq and is a predicted model, not a curated record. NCBI's taxonomy places the organism in Eukaryota, Metazoa, Chordata, Cladistia, Polypteriformes, Polypteridae. The coding region runs from base 168 to 2381 and encodes 737 amino acids. The transcript has 17 exons. Gene Ontology annotation, biological process: iron ion transport. Gene Ontology annotation, cellular component: plasma membrane; early endosome; recycling endosome.
AACAGCUCCCAGCCCCACUGGUCAAACCACAUGCUGGGUGGAGGAAGGGGAGGCAGAGGGCCGUUCCCACUCUGGUCUCAUCAGUGCCGCUCCGCGUGGCGGCUAAUAGUCUGUGGAGCCAAGCAGCAGGACUCUACUACCGCACGAGCUGCCGACAUUCACUAGAGAUGAGGGUGCCCACCUUCACCGUCAUACUGAUGGCAUCUCUUGGUGUCAUGUCUUGGGGAAAGAAGCUACGAUGGUGCACAGUGUCAGACCAGGAGCAGAGGAAGUGUGCAGAGCUGGCCAAGGCGCUUGUGGCGGUCUUACCGAUAGAGGCUAUCAAUAGCUUCGGCAGGCUCUCCUGUAUUAAGGCCUACAGCACGACCGACUGCAUCAACAAAAUCAGGGCGAAUAAGGCCGAUGCAGUGUCACUGGACGCCGGAGAGGUGUACUCUGCCAUCAAACAGUUUGACCUGAUUGCUGUGGCCAAAGAGAUGCAUAAAGAUGGGAGCUGUGUGUUUGCGGUGGCCAUUGUUCGAAAUCAGAGUCUGGACAUUCACUCCCUGCAACAUACCAGGAGUUGCCACAGUGGAGCCCGCUGGACCGCAGGGUGGAAUCUUCCUAUGGGCUUCUUGCUGUCCCGGAAUAUGCUGCGCUGGCAUGAGAACCAGACCCUGAAUGAAGCCAUCAGCACUUUCUUCAGUAAGAGUUGCAUCCCAGGGGCCAACGGCAUGGCUCACUCAUUAUGUUCCUUGUGCCAGGGCCACAAGUCGUACAUCCGUGACCAGAACUACUUCUGCGAGACUACAGACAAUGAACCCUUCUUCGACUCCGAGGGAGCAAUCAGAUGUCUUCAAGGUGGCUGGGCUGACGUUGCCUUUCUGGACCACACGGCCAUACUCAAAAUGGAGAAUUCAGAGAAAGAACAUUAUCGGCUUCUGUGCCCAGACGGCUCCAAGGCCCAACUCGAUGACUACAGAAAGUGCAAUCUGGGCCAGGGCCCUGGUAACGCUGUUGUGACGCGACACAACUACCGGCGACUGGCACGCAAGUUCCUCAGCGUUGUGCAGAAGCAGUUUGGCCCCAAAGGAAAAGAAUCCUCUCGUUUCCACCUGUUCAACUCCAGCUUUUUUGAUGGCAAUAAUCUCAUGUUUCGUGACUCGACUGACAGGUUAGCCAUUCUCUCCGAUAACACAGACAUCAACCAAAUCCUUGGCCUGGAUUACGUGUCCCUCCUCAAAGGCCUUGGUCAUGAAGGCAGUUCCAUGGACAACAGCGUGAUUCGGUGGUGUUGUAUUAGCUCAGCGGAGCAAAAAAAGUGUGAGGACUGGGCGCUGAAUAUUAAAUCGGACCCCCUGGUGUGUGUCAGGGCGUCAUCAAUGAGAGGCUGCAUUGAAAUGAUCAAGAGGGAUGAGGCUGAUGCAGCAUCUCUUGACGGCACGCACACCUACAUGGCUGGACAGUGUGGUCUGGUUCCGGUGGCAGUAGAGUACUAUGGAGACGACUGUAUUCCCUCCAUUGAUGAAGAAUGGCAGAAGAUGCACCACUCUGGAGAAGUUUUGCCCCCCGUCUAUGCAGUUGCUGUGGUGAAGACCUCAAGCAGGAAUAUGCACAUUGGAACUCUUGCUAGGAGGCGGUCCUGUCACGGUCAGAUCUACAGCCCAGCUGGCUGGCUGCUGCCCGUCAAUCAUACGGUCCGGGCCAAUCCCAACAAGACGUAUGAAUGUGACAUCAAUGCAGCAUACAGAACAUUUUUUUGGAAAGGCUGCAUGCCGGGUGCAAAGGCCAACCUCUGCAAAGUUUGUGUUGGAGGAACAGAAGAUGAGGGACCAAAAUCAUCCCAUCAGAGAUGUGCAGCUAACCACAAUGAAUUCUUCUAUGGCAACAUGGGAUCCCUGAGGUGCCUCGUUGGAGAUUCCAGUGGAAAAAGCUUUGGUGAUGUGGCUUUUAUGGAGCACCAUAACCUACUGGAGAACAUCAAGAGUCUGGAGUUUAGCGGCUGGUCAAGAGGCUGGAUCCUCUCUGAUUUUGAGUUGCUGUGUCCUGAUGGGCGGCGCGCUUCUUUGUCUGAGUGGAAGAACUGUCACCUUGGACCUGUGCCCCCCAAUAUUGUUAUGACAAGGCCCGUCAUCACUACAAAAAUCUACGACUUCCUCCUGAAAUCUCAGGAAACUUUGGAAGCACAUCCUGAGUCGGAUUUCCAGUUGUUUCAAUCCCACAAUUAUGGAGAAAGUGACUUGCUCUUUAAAGACCAGACAGAAUGUCUCGUACACACAGGGCACCUAAGUUACCGCUCCUUAAUAGGGGAGGAUUUUUUUCAGUUAGUCGAAGCAGCAUUUAAAUGCACAGAGUCUGAUAUCCUACCUUUCUGCAAACAAGAUGUCUGUAACAUAUUCUGAAGUCCUGGGGCUGGAUGCCAAGAAACGCAGCAGGAAGCGCGUCUUAAAAGCGUUGGCUGUGUUUUUAUACUGAAUAUACAAUACAAACUGAAUUAAACAUGAAACAUUCAGCAAUAUUCCAUUUUUUAUCGAGGCUGCACAUAAAAGACUGGUAACAGAUUAACAUUAGCCAUUUAUCUAAUCCACUCUUUGUUUUAACCCACUGUAAGUGUUAAAUGUAGAUGAUAUUUUCCUUUGAAGUAUGUAAUGCCCAGUAAAAACGUUUUAUUGGGACAUUCAUGCAGAAA